Messenger RNA from Pararge aegeria (speckled wood butterfly), 855 nucleotides. RefSeq lists its product as uncharacterized. Bases 1 to 855 code for a protein of 284 amino acids. The record is from RefSeq and is a predicted model, not a curated record. NCBI's taxonomy places the organism in Eukaryota, Metazoa, Arthropoda, Insecta, Lepidoptera, Nymphalidae. The transcript is spliced from 6 exons.
AUGGUGGCGUUAAUUAUUCUGGGCGUACUUAUAGCUCGCACUGUAUGCCACACGAUAACGCUCUUGGACGUGCCGCGGUGGGCCGACCCUCGGAUAGAAGCCCAGCUGCGCUGCAACUACACAAAACAGCCUCUCGACCCACCACUACACUCCGUGAAAUGGUACCGAGGCACGCAUGAGAUCUUCCGGUACACGCCGCAGGAGUACGAAACUAGAGCUUUCAAUACGAGUGGAGUGUACAUCACUAACAGCUCCUGCGACUCUUUCUCGUGCGCGAUCACGCUCCGCCCCGAGCCUGGCACCGCCAAGUAUACCUGCGAGGUCUCCAGUGAGGGACCCCGCUUCGCUGUAGAUAGAAAAUCAACUAAUAUGACUCUAGCAGUGCUGCCGGAAUACGAGCCCCUCAUCAUUGGUUUGCCCACGUACGUCAACGCGGGUGAACAGGCGCUCGUAAACUGCACAUCGGACCACACCCUCCCAGCAGCGAUGCUAGACUGGUUUGUGGACUCCGAGCUGCAGGAGGACCCGGUGGUGACGGGCGCUACGCACGUGUCGGGCGCGGAUGGCGACGGCCUUCGCGCGUCGUGGCGCACGCUGCACGUGUUUCCCGACGACUACGCGACGCACCGCGGCUUCCUGUCGCUCGAGUGCCGCGCGACGCUGCCGACGCGGCCGCCGCACAUCCGCAGCAUGGCCGUGCGGCUAUACGUCGAGAGCCGCCCGCACAUAUCAUCACCAAUGUUAAGUAAAACUAACGCAGCAGGCAAGAGCAACGCAAUGAGAUUGCGCUGUGAGUUGUAUCUGUGGACGUUAUUGCUCCUCGCGCGGAGACAAGUGCCUUUACUAGUGAAAUAA